UGCUGGUUGUGCCUCCCACCCCCACUUUAGACUAUGUCUGCCUGAGGCGGGAACUAUUAAUGCCUCAGGCACUCAAACGAAGCGCACUCUGCGUGAAAUACCCAUGAAACUUGUUGGCAUUAUUUUGACUCAAAUGGUAAAUCCAGUAAGAGAUACUGUGAUUAUAAUAGAAUAUCUAGGAUGCGUUAAGCUAUUGGUACUGCUGGUAUCAGUCGAUCUUUUAACAAUCCUUCCGGGUCCUCGUCGAGGUCCAUGUAUCUGCCUUCUACGCGCCUGCUUCAGAAGGCAAGAUCCAGUCGAUAUUACGUAAGGCUUACUUUUCGUAUAUACAGAGUCCCUCCUUCCAACUACUUGGGCAUAAUUCCAGCCUGAGGCGUU
Aspergillus neoniger CBS 115656 is the source of this 378-nucleotide messenger RNA. RefSeq lists its product as uncharacterized. Bases 104 to 310 code for a protein of 68 amino acids. The record is from RefSeq and is a predicted model, not a curated record. The transcript has a single exon. Lineage: Eukaryota; Fungi; Ascomycota; Eurotiomycetes; Eurotiales; Aspergillaceae.